ACUCAGGAAAAGUUCAAGUUUUUCUACCACUCGGUGUUUUGUAAGUUGCAUUUUUUCUGUCUUCUUCAGGCGUCUCAGUUCGACAUCUCGCCAGAAAUGCAGAAGGAUAUCAGUAAGCUGAUGACAACAAUUAGUGAGUUGGAGCGAAAAAACCUUGACCUGUCACUGCAACUGAAAAAGCAAAAUGAAGUGACUUCAUCAACGCCGUCCGAAAAAUGCUCGUUUUGUUUCUGCUUGCAUUUAAAACUUGUCAGUUCUACUUUCGCUGCACUCAUCUCUCAGGCUGAGUUGCGCAUAGAGAGAGAACAUAAAAAAAUCAUGGAAAACGAGUUGAUGGAGCUGAAAAAGAUGAUGCUGCAAUCGGACAACCAAAAGCUCAUCUCAAUGGCCACAAAGGUUGAGCUGCUGAACAACCAGCUAUUACUCGUAAACGAUCGCUGUGCAAAUCUGCAUCGGAAAAUCGUCAAGGAGGGAAGCUCUCAUACCGCUUAUAUGGAUGCGCUGAAGCACAAGUGUGAAGAUCUGGAACGCCGACUCAGUGAACAAAAAGCUAGUGUCGCGGUCACUGGCCUGCAGAUUGAUAGCGCAACCACCGAUGAGGUCUAUUGUUCAGAUUUUUUCUUUUACACAGUUUGCAGCGUGCACUGCAACUGGCAGGUAAUGAAACAGUGA
Gongylonema pulchrum is the source of this 672-nucleotide messenger RNA. NCBI's taxonomy places the organism in Eukaryota, Metazoa, Nematoda, Chromadorea, Rhabditida, Gongylonematidae. The record is from the annotation of a GenBank genome assembly.